Molecule: messenger RNA, 978 nt
Organism: Dendronephthya gigantea
Lineage: Eukaryota; Metazoa; Cnidaria; Anthozoa; Malacalcyonacea; Nephtheidae
Product: caspase recruitment domain-containing protein 6-like
Exons: 1
Coding region: 1-978 (325 amino acids)
Source: RefSeq, a predicted model, not a curated record
AUGAUAGCAGAUUACACUUUGCGUGAACUUAAAUUAAAAUCUUUAAACUCAAAUGAAGAUAACGCUAGAAAUUCCUAUAAUUCAGAUGACGAUGAGGAUGUAGAUGACGAGGAUAUUGUAGCUGUGAAUUCGAUGGAUGCCUUAAUCGGUACUUUUCGUUGUUCCGAUAACUCUUUACGACGUUAUCUUGCCAAUAGAAUGUCUACAUGUCAGCUUAGCGUUCCGUUUCUUGUGCCUGACCUGGCAGCGCCUACGGAGAACGUCACAAUGUUUCUAUCAGCUUUGGAGAGCAUCACGAAGUCUUGGAAGACUGGUUCUAAUGAAAAUAAAAGCGUGUACGAAGUGUUUGCGACAGAGCAUCCAUUUCCAAUCGUUUCCUUCAUCCGCAUCGGCGAAAUUGCCAAGUCAAAAUCAUUCUUAAUUAAUAAAAUUAUGAGUGAUGGAAGCAAUCAUCACGACUUUUUUUUUCACAGAGAAAUGAAGGGUGGUGACGUCGAGCGUAAAGUGAUCGGUGGAUUGGUUGAAUUGAGCUGGUAUCUUCCAAGUAGUGGACAGGGACAAAAAUUGCAAAAUGAAAUUUGCUUUUUAAACCUUCGAGGAGACGCCAGAGAUUUUGAAAAGCAAUUAAAUUUCCUUCUCAAGAUCUCGUCCGUGUUAUGUAUAGUACUAACCUCGCAGUGUCCGGAUGAAACCACGAUGGCUGUCUUGAAUAAAGCAACACAAAGCGAAGUAGUAAAGAUUUAUCUCAUCUUUCCGGAAGCAACACAGAAACAGAAACAGGCACAGACGAAGAAUUAUUUCAAAGAUUUAAAAAGUAAACACAGCGAUAAGCUUUCCUUGGUAAUGAACGACAGCAAGUUCAAUGAUCACAAGCUUUUGGAUAAAAUCCGAGCAGCUAUCCAAAAGGCUAUCCAAGGGGUGAAAGCAGUACCUUUAGUGAACCUUGCUUGUCGCUGGUGGACACGGUAUCUCACUUGA